AGUGUGUGUGUGUGAUAUGUAGGAUGGAUGCCAGGUUAGAUUUCUUUGGGUCCUAUAAAUAGCAGUCACACUUCCAUUUUCUUCAUAUCCUACCAACUUCACAGGGUCUCUGUGUUCUUUAGCCCUUACUCCGUUCUUAGUCUGUUUGGGUGGUUCGUUAAUUGGCUGACAAAUUAAGAAAGCAAAGUAAGUGACAGUUAUGGAGAACACAAAUCGAGUGGUUGGUUCAUCUUCGUCCUUUACUUUGGAUCUCUUUGGUCCCAAGGAGCCUUCAUCGUCCUCUGAACUAUUUGGCUCUGUUUUUGGACCGCCAUCCAUGGGGGCAGGGAAGCACUCCUCACAUGCUGGAAUUGUGGAACCAUUGAGGAAACAGGACCUCGGAAUCCAAUAUGGCAAUGCAAAACAUGGAACUCCAGUUCAGGAGAGAAGAUUAUCCAAAUGGAAGCAAUUUGAACGACGCCUCGAGAGGAGAUUGGUGGCAGGGAUCUCUCUACUACUAAGCCCUUGCCUCUGUCAUGCAAAUUAUACAUCCACUCAUCAUGGGAUGGUAAUGCUACAAUCUACUUUUGGAUUUUGGAGCAAAAAGAUGGUUACUAUAUUAAAGCUGAAAACAGCCAAGAUUUUGCUGUAUCUUUCAUUUUUAAAAAAUUUUGAACUCUGCAAGUGUAUCUGGGCAAAGUCUUCUGUAGUGUCAUCACUCUGCAGGAAAAAGAAAUAAAUAAACAACCUCUAUUGGAACUUCUA
Cornus florida is the source of this 744-nucleotide messenger RNA. RefSeq lists its product as uncharacterized. The transcript is spliced from 5 exons. The record is from RefSeq and is a predicted model, not a curated record. The coding region runs from base 200 to 718 and encodes 172 amino acids. Lineage: Eukaryota; Viridiplantae; Streptophyta; Magnoliopsida; Cornales; Cornaceae.